This is a messenger RNA of Solenopsis invicta (red fire ant), 6790 nucleotides long. RefSeq lists its product as uncharacterized. The transcript has 11 exons. Bases 992 to 4813 code for a protein of 1273 amino acids. Lineage: Eukaryota; Metazoa; Arthropoda; Insecta; Hymenoptera; Formicidae. The record is from RefSeq and is a predicted model, not a curated record.
AUAAUAAUUAAAGGCUAUAAUUUGCUUGGUUGAAACAAUUAUAAAUAUAUAGUUGGCACAAAAACUGAUUAUGUAUUAUAGUGAAAUUAUGAUCUAUGGACCUUUCUCGAUUUUAAAUUAAAUUAUGAUAAAUUAUGAUUGCAUCCAUUUUUUUCUGCGUAUAAAACCAACAUUUCUUUACUAUUUGCGUAGUAAUAAUAAUUAAUAGCUACAAUUUGCAUCGUCAUAACAACUAUAAAUAUAGUUGGCACCGAAAAUGUUUCUAGUGAAAUUAUGAUCUAUGGACUUUUCUCGAUUUGAAUUAAAUUAUGGCUGCAACCAUUUUUUUUCUGUAUAUAAAACAUAAAAUAUAAAGCCAAUAUUUAAGUAUAAAACGAAUAGAUCAUCUAAGAUGUGGACCAUUGUCCAGUAACUCCUCUCCUUUCGCAAGAUAAAUAAUUUUGGAAGAUAUCCUGUAUCCUUCGCAGAACGCAUAUAAAAACGUUUUUAGAGUAUUUGACAGCUCGAAACAAAAAAGGACUUCUUUGGCACGUGUGGGACGCUCCGCGAUCCUCUCGGAUGUACACAUCCGGGAAUAAGCGCGUGGAGAGCAGUGCAACUUCCCAGGAUCUCCACCCAUGCACGUGGAACAGUCCAUACCUGGCGCGGCGCACGCGUAUGAGUGCGUGCAGCGGUGGGACGCGGCAAUUCUAUAUGCCAACCCAGGAACUCGAUAUCCAGUCGGAAUCGGGUCACAAGAUAAUCGAUACACCUGGCCGCUAUAGAUUACACGGUCGUCUCACCUUACCGAUGCCUCGCGGACGCCACCGGUGUCGGUCGGUCGAUUUCUACGCGAGAGACAACGACGACGACGACGACGACGACGGAGGGAGAGACGUCGAGUGUCAUCCGCUCGAAAGCCACAGGAUGCUCGAGCAUCCUGUAAACUUUCGGCUUGUCCACGGUACAGAGAAGAAAAAACGUCUGAACGCGCGACGGUGCAACGAUCGCGAUGGAGUGUCGUGAAGCGAUCGGAGAACGUCCAGCAAGAGGUGACGAUGUACAACGAUCGAUCGAGCUGUUGGACAAGGUGCUCUCAGAGUACGACGAGCACGACGCGGAGGGCGAAGGUGGCGGCGGUGGCGGCGGCGGUGGCGGAGGCGGCGGCGGCGGCGGUGGCGGCUGCGUCGGGAGCGGAAGCGGCGGGGGCGUCGGGGAUUGCGGCAGCAGCACGGAACCGAGUAUUGGCCUCACACCCGACGACGAGAGUCCGUCCUUAGGACACCAAUCCGAGGACGACGGUUACAUGAGCAUGAAUGGUCGGAAGGCGAAGAUGGCCCUGGUAGCAUUACGUCCGGUUCCGGAUUGUCCGGAGCCGCAGGAUCCCGCGGGUGUCUCGACGCAAGAAUUCCCGCCGCCUCCGGAAGAGGCCGAACGUAUCAUCUCGACUCUUCUACCAAUGGUUUCGCCAGGAAACUCGUCAAAGAGGAGUGUCGUGGGCCAGGCCGCGGAACGGCGGAACAACGUUGGCGGCCGGCAGCAGUGGAUGGUGUCCGUGGAGGAUAGCAUGCGUCACGGGAACGCGGUUACCACACAGACUACUCUCCCGAAAACCCGCCACCAGCGACCAUAUGGUUGGGAGAACGGAACCGUGGAGUCGUUGCGGUUGGCCCAACCGCCCAGUCCGCCCAGCAAAUUCGCCAGUCUGCCGUACGAUGGCAAGGUGUCCUUCAACUGGAUCCCGCCGCGUACGAAUCCGAGCGCGGUGGAGAAGCACCGGGAGGUGCGUCGUCGUUCCUCGGAGGAGUGCCUGGAGGAGGACGGAGACAGAGGUGGCGAUCGCCAGCGGCAGGUCGCCAGCUCCCCCGAUCGCGGCGCAGGCGGCCAUCAUCACGCGAGGAAGCAGCAACGGCAGCAGAACGAGAUCAUGAAGUCCAGCAGCGUGGAGGACCGUCUGUUGAUGAACAGGUCGGACAAGGAGUCGCGACGCAGUCGCAACGACUCGGACUCGAGCGAGGGCCGGUUCUCGCGGAACUCCGAGUCCGAGAGCCGGUCCUCGAUGCCGCGCUCCAGCUCGGUCAGCGUCGAGCGGUUCUCCAUGCGCGCCAACUGCGACUCGUCGGACUUCUCGCGCGCCAACUCCACGUCGAACGAGCGCUUCCACUCGGACUUCUCGAUCGCGGUCGCGAGCGCGAGCUCGAACGAUCACGUGUCCGUGCCGACCUCCGAGCCGUUUUCCAUACGCAACCUCGAUUUCGUUUCGUUCGCGUUGCCGCGCGCGGACUCGAGCGAACGCUUCUCCGCGCCCACGUCCGACCGUUGUUCCGAGGAGCGCUACUCCGACCUCUUCUCCACGCGUAAUUCCGACUUCUCCGCGCGAAAUUCGGCCGACUUUAGGACGCAGUCCGAGGAGGAGCGCUUUUCCGACGACUCCCUGGAGGAGCUACUGCCACCACCGCCGCCCAUCAGCAAGAGACACUCCAUCGCGUGGGAGGUCUCUCUGGAGGACGAUCCUCUGUACGCCCCCGGCAGCACCAAGGUUGUCGGGAGGAGACGACGAAAGAGCAGCGAUGUAUCAAGUGUAGGUUCCGCGUCGAAGUUGCGCGACUUCGACGACUGGCAGGAUCAGCGAUUGUCGACGACCGACGACGAUCUGAUCUCGCCGUACUCGGACUCGUCGACGAACGAUCUCGAUCAGAUACGACCUCAGGAGCUUACGAAAAACGGCACCUACGUCAUACGACGCGGCCGGAAGAAGGAGCGCAAGGUUCUACCGAAGACGCCGACCAAGACCAAGAGUCUGUCAUUCGAGAACGGCGAGGAAGGUGGCCGAUUGUCGGAUGUGAAGCGAUACUCGAGCACCUUCGACAACAUCAAGAGCCUGCUGAAGGAGGGCAAGCUGGAAGGUCUGGACGAGCCGCCGGCGGAAUUCGCGCUUCCGGUACCGCCGCCGGACCUCAUCCGGGUCGUGUCAAUGCCGGCGAUCAAUAACGACGCCAGCAAUCGGGCCCAGCUGGAGAUCACUGUAGAGGAGGAGGAGGCGUCCGACAUCUCGGACAAGGACAAGGAGCGCGACAACAUCGAACUACCUCGGCUACCACCGUCGCCAGUCGAGGACGAUCAAACGGGCCCUCGUCCGGACCGGUCGAGAGAUUGCAACGGCGGCGUCCCGACGGCGCCUACCUUGACGGAUCUGGAUAUCGCGUCCAGGUCGUCUGCGAACUGCGCGCUCGCGGAGCCGACGAGGAAAAAACUCACGAGCGCGGUGAGCGACGAGCGACUGGCUUCCAAGAUCCCGGUGAACCUGCUGAUCGAGGAUCAGAUCGUGAAAAAGGCGCUCAAGGAGAACCGCCGGCAGCUGGAGAAGGUGAGCGACGCGAUCAAAGAGAUCGAGAGCGUGAAGAACAGCGAGUCCUACUGCGAGAGCAAACGCUGGCGGAACGGCGAUCUGAAGCAGAGUUCGAAGCGAAACAGUUUCGAGAACGAUUUUCCACCGGUCUACGACGGCCGGAAGCCGAUGACGAUCGACGGCAGCCCCUACGACGGCAGGUCGCGCGGCAGGCAGCAACAUCAGCAGCAGCAUCAAUACAGCUCCGACUCCGAGACGUCGAAGGCCAGCUCGGACGCGGACUUCGCGGAUCGUAGAAAACUGAACGGCGCCGCGGACGUUUACUCGUCCGGCAGGCGGUUGCGCCAGAAUGGUAUCGAAAACCACAAGAACGAUCAGAAGCAGAUCGAGAACGUGAUCGACGCUAUUCUGGAGGACUCGAAGAAUCCGGAGUUUCAGGUGAGUGUCGAUGUGAUGGAGUUCCCACCGUUGCCGCCCUCGCCCGUCGAGGAAGCUGACGAGGAAAGUUGCUCGGACGUCGGCCAGAGCGCCGUGAUGACGCCACCGAAGUCCAAGAGUCACAGCAGCAACCGGGCCGUGGAGUACAGGCCGAGGGUGCCACCCCAUCGUGUCCCGGUCAUCGACCCGAAGGAGCAGGCUUCCUUGAACACCAGGUCCAUGGAUGCCGGCUACACCAGGGGGAGACGCACACCGACCACCAGUAAUUCCAGGCGAGAGGUGCCGGUGGAACGGAGAACUCUGCCCACCGAUUUACCAGGACCAUCCCGUCGACGGCCGUUCACGAAAAGGCACUCGCCAUCGGCAGAGGCGUGCUCCUCCGGGGGUAGCAGCGGCGGUGGUGGUACUGGCGGCAGCGUCGUUACCGGCACCGGUUCCGGUAUGCAGACGUCGUGUUCCCUACCGGAGACUCCGGUGUUCGCGAGGGGCAGCGACAUCCCCAGAACGCCGCAACACGCUGGCAACCCCACGCAAUCGAGGCGACAACCCGGCUGGUACGCACCCACCACAGCUACCGGCUAUCGACGGAACAAUCCUGGUCUAGAGCAAGCCAUAAUCGGCACUGAGCUUCUACGGCUGGCGGGCGGCCCGAAUCGCGGAUGGUAUCCCACCAGGAAGGCGAACCAACCGCGACCGGCGUCGAUCGAGCAUCUCGAGCGGCUGAAUAAUGCCUAUGACGCACGGCUACCGAGCACCGGGGACCAGAGGAAGCCGCUGACUCUGCCCACGAACAUCACACCCAACAAAUACUUCGGCCAAAGUAAGCACAGCUCCGCCUCCAGCACUCGCGAGGCGCUACGGAGGGUCACUAGCUUGCUCAUCAAGAAAGGAAGCGGUAGCAAAGAUGGAAAGGGCAACAAGGAUAAUAACUCACCCUCUGGUCCUUAUGCCGGAUGCGCGGACGGCGGCGGCGACGCGCCCAAGAAGAAAGGUUUCUUCAAGGGCUUCUGGAAGCGGUCGCGCCACUACUCGCUGGAGAACCAAUAGCCCAGGUGCGCGAGGGUGACGAACCACCAUCAUCACCAGCGGUACAGGCAGACGCGGCAGCAGCAACGGCAGCGGGGCAUCGCGGCCACCACAACCCUCGCGAGCAACCCCUGCUGCUGUAUCGUCCAGUAACCCCGAUUUUACAACGCGUACAUCGACCGCGACCAUCCUCUCAUCUCCCCAAACCGAUCCCGCACGGCACAGAACGUACCAGCGAUGUUCGCAGCAAUUUUGUAACGUUGCUGAAAUGCGUUGUGUUCUGCGCUGUAUGGGACGUGCACCCUUUGCACUCGCGACGGUGCAUUUCCGCGUUCCUCUCGCACGCGUUUCACCCUCCGUUCCCGCCCCCACCCUCUCCUUCGAUUUGAUCGACUACGUUUUACGUUUAGCUUGAUCUUUGCAUCAUUUGUGAACCGAAAUAAUAUUGAUUCUGUGUAUGAUUUGAUAAUCUUGGCAGUCUUUGAGCUAUAUACACACCUAUAAACGUAACACUCACGUAACACUCACAAGUACACGAAGCAGAAAACUUGCGAAAGAUUAUCCUUUACGUUGUGUCUUGUAUCUUUUCAAAGAAAGAAAACGAAGCGAACUCCAGAUCUGUUGUAUGUACAUAAGAUUAUAACGAUACAAUUGAUCUUUCCACAAUUCGCCCUAAACGGUAUUAAAACAAAAUCUGUCCCUUUGGUUCCUUUCAGAACAAGGUCAGCCGGCAUGAUUUUUUCAGGUCCGCCGCAAUAGGGUGAGUCUUUGCGUGUUAUUCAGUUCCCAUUUACAAUUUGACACCCCUCCCCCCCCUUCAUAUGUCCUCCCUAAAGAAAAGAAACAAAUUAUCGAAUAUUUUUCUUUAAUGAUGGAAUUCACUGAUUCGAUAAAUCUAUCUCGUGCGAUAAGUUUAUCGAUUUGAUCACUGACCGACUUCCGGAAGAGAAAUUUUCCCCCCGGUAAUUUUCUACGCGAAAAUUUCGGAGCCCUCGCGCGAAAUGAUGAGACGUCAGCCUUACUCGUUGUCAUUAAUCAGCUCGGAGAGUUUGCGCGGCGCCGGGGAAUCCCGAUUACUUUCGCGGGAGUAUGUGUCACGGUCUGUAGCUGGAACGAGAGUAUCGUCUCGUAUCGAAACGCUUCUUCACGCUGUCUCCGUCACGCUGUCUGUCACGCUGCACUGGGUUCCCUCGCCACGUGUUAUCGCGCGUCUAAAAGAGAUUCGCGAAUUCGUACGAAUUCACGUGAAUGCCGUACGAAUGGAUGUAUAGACGCGUUUCUUACGCCAAUUGACGAAUUUGUUCUACUUCGUUUGAAUUAAGUUACCUUUUACAAUUACAUAAUUAAUUUUUGAAAAAAGUUGAAAGUUUUUAAUAAAUAUGACGGGACUUUUACCAUGCGUAUCCCACUUGGAACACCAAAAGAGAGAAGUAUUUGAUAUUUGUGAAUUAUAAUUGAAUAUAUAAAUAAUUAUAGUUUGGAACUCUCUAUUUUUAUAAUUGUUAUAGCGAUAAUGUUAAUAAUAGUAACAUACAAAGUGUUAAACCGACCAAAAAUAAUUAUAAAUUAUAGUCAUUUUUGGUGCUAACUAUAUUUAAAUUAUGGUAAUUACAACUAUUCUUUUAUCGCAGUAAUAACUAUAAAAAUGGCACUUCCCUAACCACAUAAUUAAUUUUACAUUCAAUUACACCGAAUGAAAUUAGUCAUUUUCUAUAAUUUUUUGAAACAAAUUCGGUGUAUAUUUAAUUAUAAAUAUCUUAAUUAUUAAUUAAUAUUAAUCAUAACCGGCACAAAAAAUUCUAAACUUAAGAUUAGAUUUAUGUCAGUCGCAAUGGUUUUUAAUGCUGAAUAAUUUUAAUCUCCAGUUUAUUUGAACUGCGCACCGCAUAUUCGUCAGACUUGAAAUACAAUUAUGCGGAAUAUGGAUACUUUAGAAGCAUUUAUAAAAUCAUUUUUCUCCGAUAAAAAAAACUAUAUAAAGAUUUUAUUGCGAAAAAA